AUGUGGCCCUACGGUUGGUGUAAACUACUUACCGUAAUAAGCUCAUGGUAUCUAAUGAUUACCUUAGGUGGGUUUAAGAAUCAUGAUACUGUGGAGCGUGAACGUUUGAUGCAGAUGAUGAAUGUACCAGAUCGCAUAGUUCUCACUGGUGGUGAUGGAUACAAAGGUUAUGAAGCUCAACCAUUAGAGUUGAUGAAUGAUCACAUAAAUCAAGUGGGAGAAAAUGAUCUGAAAGAUCUUCCCAACAAAAUAACACUCAAGGAAAGCCCAUAUCUGGACAGAGGUGAUCCUGCUGCUGCUGAUGAACCAGUCCGGAGCGAGAAUUCUAUAGCAAUAGAGGAGAAUCCCUUGCAAGAGCUGAAAUUGAUGCGUCGUCAGAUCGGACGUAUUUCAACAAGACUGUAUCAGCUGGAAGAUGAAAUUGAGCAACGUCGAUUUCGAGAUAAGGUUUGUGUUUUGGCGUUAUUAAAUGUUACCGAGCCAUGA
Strongylus vulgaris is the source of this 486-nucleotide messenger RNA. The record is from the annotation of a GenBank genome assembly. NCBI's taxonomy places the organism in Eukaryota, Metazoa, Nematoda, Chromadorea, Rhabditida, Strongylidae.